Manis pentadactyla (Chinese pangolin) is the source of this 7845-nucleotide messenger RNA. It is a transcript of the gene CCDC166, whose product is annotated as coiled-coil domain containing 166. NCBI's taxonomy places the organism in Eukaryota, Metazoa, Chordata, Mammalia, Pholidota, Manidae. Bases 2139 to 3305 code for a protein of 388 amino acids. The record is from RefSeq and is a predicted model, not a curated record. The transcript is spliced from 2 exons.
GCCAGGCAGUGUCGCGCGGCUGGGAGGCGGUCCCCGCGGGGCCGAGGCUGCGGUUGGGGCUCCCCACACGGCUCCCGAAACUCUUCCACUGAGACUGCAGAAUUAGGGAGAAGCACGCAUCGAGGCAGCUGGAGUCAGAGAACAAAACGAGCGGCGCGCCGCUCCUGGCAGGAGGCAUUUAUAAGCUGUAAAGCGAGGACCAAUCUGAGAAAUCCGAGAGGCCGAAACGACUGAAAAACCCCUACUUGCCGAGUCCCUCAACUCGCAACAGAAAUUAAAAGGCCUCGGUCGACGCGGACGCUUCCGCGACAGAUGUGUGCGGCGCAGGAGCCGGGGGGACAGGGGAGGCCCGGAGCCCCGGUGCGGCCCAGGGUCGAGACUGAGGAGGGCAGAGCGGCCGUGCGGGUAGGCCUCCGCCCCUCUGGCCUCAGUGGCGCGGACAAGGCGGGUCUGAGGGCGCUGAGGUGGAGAGCGCGGGCGGCUGCCCCCGGCAUGAAAACGCCGUGGAGGGGGGCUAGAAGGAAAAGUCCCCGACGGCCGGCGGGGCGGGGCCCGGUUCUUCUGCUGGUGACGCCUAAUUUUCGCUGUAAAUCAGGCACCAAUUUCACAUGAAAAGCCCGUAUUAUUUAAGGCCUACAUACAGGUGGUGUUUUUGAAGUUUAUGAAUCAACGUUUCUUUAAAAUUUUACUGUUUAAAACAAACGGAGAUUAUGCGUUGUCUGGAAGUUUCUAUCAUUGUAUUUUUAUUUACAAAACAUUUUUACACGGAGGAAAUUGUUUCUAAUUUUAAGGUCCUCUGUCACACCUUUCCUGAAGAUGUAGCCAACUAGAGUAUGUCCAGCCGUGUAUAAGCCAGUUACAACGGCUUUGAACCGACCUCCUAAGAUAGUUUGCAACACAAGCCUUUCUACAAACGUGGUUUCCUAAACUGUGCUGCUCACAGUUAUCAAGCCAAGCAAUUAUUGAAUCUGUCCAUAUUGCAGCAAAUGUGGAUAGAACUGGACAGAAACUCAAAUAUAAAAUGGUAGGACCAAAAUAGGUGUAGAUUUAAGUUGCACAUCAAAGGUAGUCCAGACACACCGGUUCCCAAGGCAUCUGACAGAAUGGAGGCUGGGUGCUCUGGUGGCUGGCUGGAGCCAGUCAGCAACUCCAGGCGCUGGGAGAGCUGCUCACAUAUGUAGCCAAGACGGAAUUAAAUGAGGGGCUAUGAUGUUUCCACAAUGUCAACAGCAAAAACAAGAACAGCAAAAUCCCGGAUGGGUCCACGUCCCCUCCAGCCAUUCUGGCCAGCUGGGAAGACAAGCAGACUGUGUGUAGGUCGGUGCGAUGAGUUGAACAGGUGCCAUACUUGUGAGCUUAGAGGACAUCCCAGAAAUAAACACAAUGGACAUGGAUGACAUCGAAUGGACUCAACCUUCCCAGUAACUGUCACAGAGGCCUCCAGAAAAAGCAAAGAAAUCACGAGGUGCUUCAAGAAAACUGCAGUCCCUGGAGAGAUGAAAAGCUGUGGGGAAGUUCUAUCCUGACAAGAGAGAAGGAGAUUUCACACGUAGGGGUUUGCUCAAGGCUGGAGGCCAGCGGCUUGGCAAAGCCUCUUCCCGUACAGUGGCGUUGGAGGUAAGAUCCCACUGGUGAACAAAAAGCUAAAGGCCAGCCCUGCCAUGUGGAGAGUGGAGGAUACUGGACAGCUGCUAGGUCUGCUGGAUUCGGAAACAAGUCCUGUAUCGUCCUCCGGGAGCCAAAGUCCUACCAGUCUCAGGUCCAACCUCUGCAGGGUGUACACAGAGGCUGUCACGCACUGACUUUGGACGAGGGAGUGGGAAUGGAGGCGGGGCGGGGGUGUGGUUGCUGUAGCAACGGGUGGGUGUGGCUAAGUUCUGUCUCCAUGGAGACCGUGUGGGCUGAAUGCCAUUACUAAAGGUGAACGCACCCCGAUGGACGACCAAGGUCCAGAAGGAGCCCAUGAGUAAAGGUUGGCUACAGUCCCCCGACCCCUGACUCGGCCUCCUCCAAUCUCGUGACCCUGAGACACAUAUCACACCUCUAGUACAUUCGGGCCAGGGGAGGGGAACAGCCCAGCGGGAGGAGCGGGCAGGGGUCCGUGCCCUCACAUAUCCCUGUGCCCCAGGCCCCAAUCCAUGGCUCCCAAGAAGAAGCGCGGGCCCAGCUUGGGUCGCUGGCCCGGCGCUGUGGGCAAAGGUACCGAGCCGCCGCUGUCGGAGCGCCCACAGUACCUGCAGCGCCAGUACAAGCUGCUCUCAGAGCAGCUGGACGCAUGCGAGGAGCGUGUGGACCAGGUGCUGCAGGAGAACGUCUUCCUGGACAGCGAGGCGCUGCGCCUGAGCGAGGAGAACCGGCUGUUCGCCAGCUAUGUGAGCGCGCGCACGCAGCGCAGCGCCAACGCCAUCGUUCGUCUGGACGAGCAGAACCGGGUAGAUCUGACGCAGAUCCACCGGCAGCGAGACCAGCUGGCGUCACUCUACCGCGGGCGCGAGGACGGGAUGCGCGCGCAGCUGCUGGAGAUGGAGGCACGCGCGGCCCAGAUGGCGCGGCAGGUGCAGGAGCUGCAACCCUACCAGGAGCUGCAGCUGGAGCAGCUGGCCCGUAUCCGGGCGCUUGAGCGCGAGCUGCUGCACAUGCGCGUGGAGCACACGCAGCUGCUCCACCGCGUGAAACGACGCUUCCUGGAGGACAAGGCGGCCUUUGAGCGCGAGGCGCGCCAGCGCGUUCAGUCCCUGGCGCGGCGGGCGGAGCGGGAGGCGACCGGCGCGCUCAUCGCGCACACGCAGGCCAUCAAGGCGGACAAUGGGCGUCUGCGACAGGAGCUGUUACGGCUGAUCCGCGGAGCCCAGCUGCUGCACAACACGAGGCGCCAGCUGCUGGAGCAGCGUGAGCAGCUUCGGCGCGAGCACGAGGACACGCGGGACCUGGCGCGCGUGCAUGACUGGCUGCGCCGAGGCCCUGGUGGUCCGCCACUGUGGCAGCCGCCUCCGCCGACCGCCUCGCGCCCGUGUUCUUUGGCCUCCUCCACAGGACCAUCGUGCAUGGCCUCCCGGAACCAGUCUCGGGACUCAUGGCGCGUGGCCUCCCGGGGUCAGCCAUUCAUCCCAUCGCGAGUGGGCUCGAGGGUUCCGUCGUUGGCCCCAUCGUGCGCGGGCUCCCAGGUCCGGUCCUUGACUGCAUCCCGCCCGGGCUCCUGGGCCUCUGGGCGGUCCUCAUUGCGUUCGGCCUCACAGAAUACCACUCCCUCUGCUGAGAAAGUGGGCACUGACUCUGUAGGCAAAGCCAUCUCAGCGAGAGCCUGAAACUACUGGAAAGAAAGCCAGUGAGACCAGGGCCUGGAGACAGUGUUGUGCAGGACUGCGCAUUUGGUGAAUGCAAUUGCUAAUAAAGGUGUGACUCUCUCACGCUGCUGGGUACCACCUGCUUCGCUGCUCUGGCAUGUCUGCCUAGCAGAGGGCCAUUCAUUCCCGCUUCCAGUGUCCAAGCUAAACGGUAGCUUGCUGCACCUUCACCCUGUGUGUGGAGGUAUUCAGCAUUCCUCUACUACUCCACAGCUGACCUUUGGCCACUCUGGCAGGGGCAGAGGAAGUCGGCCAUACCAGUGUGCGGCCCACAAAGGCUAAGCGUCUGGUGGCGGAGAAGGACCUGGCAGGCAUAGACCAAUGUAAGAGCAGGGAAGGAGUCCGGCGGUGCAGGGAAGAGCUGGGCAGCCAUGUGUUGUAGCCCUGAGGGCCAGCGCGGAGGGAGAUGAGGGCAGGAGGGCCACCCGGAGGGCGUGGGCUUCGUUUCCAGUGCCCUGGGGAGCCACCGGAGGUUUUAUGUUUAACAUACUGGGCGAACCUUGGGUGAUUCUUAAUUUUGGUAUAAUUUCCAACUUGGAGAAAAGUUGCAGUUAUAGUACAGGAACUCCCAUAUUCUAUUUACCGAGAAUCACCAGAAUCUUGCAUUCUGCCCCUUUGCUGUGUCUGCAUUUUGCCUGAACCACUUGAGAUUAGGUUUGAAACAUGGCGCCCUCUUCACCUCUAAAUCUUUAGUGUUUGCUGAGCACAAGGACAUUCUUCAUUACUGCAGUACAAUGACCCAAAUCAGGAGCUUUAGUGUGGAGAGAAUAGUAUUAGCUAAUCCCUAGCUCACAUUAAAAUGUCAACUGUCCCAAGGUGUCUUUUUGACCACCCCUCUGCCUGGGUCAUGCAUCCCACUUAGUUGUCCCAAUGUGCAUGCACUGCUUAUUAAGACAUCCCUCAGUUGUGGUUCGUAUCCGGGAGGUUGGGUGGCUUUCUGGGGAGGCCAGGCACCCUCCCACCUCUGCACCCUCCAUGCUGGCCUGAGGGGUAAGGACUUCAUCCUGAGAGCAGAGGGAAGGGUUUCUUAAAUGAUGGGUCUUUGGAUGUGAGUUGGAGAGAAGCCUUGGGGUGGCCUGGCCUUUGAGGUGGCUACAGCUUGGCUGGAGUGGCCAGCACUUGCAGGCAGCGCGGGCUGUGCAGGGAAGACCCUGCUGUGGGCCAAGACCACACACGCCCAGGUAGUGGAGGCUGGAGUGCAGAGCGCACAUAACGUAGAGCUCUCAGUCACCAAGGGCAGGGCAUGGUGUGGGUGAGUCACACAGAGUUGGCAGAAGCCCCGCCCCACCUCACUCAGUGGUUGGGGUCUGAACACAUGUGACCUGUAUGCCUGGACAACCCCCAUCAAAAUUUAGUGUAAAUGUUCUGGUUCUUGGUUGGAAUUCUGAGUCGUGAGCAGCAGCCAACAAAUCCUCUUGGAAAAGGUCACUUGGAACCCAAGCUAGUAAAAGUUCUUAUAACCAUUUCUCUAUAAAUGGAACUAGAGCUCCUUUGAGAUUUGGGGAAAGAAAUAAUACAGAAUGACUCUAGAACAUCUUGUCACAGAAAGCAAGGUUGCCACCAGAGAAAUUUGUCAGAAGGACAGGGUAGAAAAAGUGAAGGGCUCUGAUUGGCCAAAAAGCAACAAUUUAGGCAUAAAGAAAUGAUGAACUGUACUGAAUCAAAGACAGUACACAUCAAACACAUAAAACCAUUGAGUUUAAAAUACUCUAAAAACCCACCCCCACUGGUCAUCUUGAAGGUUGCUAAUAUAACACAUUAUUUUUUAAAAUUGGUAAAUAAUUACAUGUCUGUUCUGUCUUUCCCAAUAUGAACAAUAUUUCAGGAUAAAUUGUUGGUGAAGGAAAGUUAUGUAUAGAAUUCCAUCUAAUAAAUGCAAAAGAAACACUCAACAAUAUCAUGAUUGCUAAGGACUGAGAAGGAUAAUGGAGGAUCCAGCUGACCUAAACUCUAAGUUUACUCAGAGUGAGAUAUUAAGUACAUCCUGGUGUGAAGCAAUAGAAUCAGCACAGAGCAACCUAUAAAGCAUUCUUGAUUAGAAACAAAACUGAUAUAAUCAAGCUUGUAGAUCUAACUGCCGAUACAUACAAAAUACAGGGGACAGAGGGACAUGUUAAAAUACACAGCUGGUAUGCAGUCAUCCAAAUCCUCUACAGGACAAAUGACUUAGUAUUUUUUUCCAAAAAAUAAAUGGAAAAGAGUGAAAAAAUAGAGAGGGGAAAUUGUUAUUAACAGAGACUGAAGACACAAUUCCACUAAAUGUAACGUGGACUUUAUUCAACCCCUAAUUUGUAGGGUUAAACCAAGAGUUUCUUGGUGAUUACAAAGCUAAUAAACAGCAGCAUACUCUCUACUUCCUCUUCCCAGGCACUGCUGGCAACUAAAAUGCUACUAAACUCUCUUCUUUCCACACCCCCAGUUUCUAUAGUCUAGGUCACUGCUUUCCAUGAAAUAGCUCCCGUGAAUAGUUUUGUCACUUUUACUUUAUGUAUUUUGAAGCAAUUACUAGUUGUAUACAAAUUAAAGCUACUAACUCUUUCUGUGAAUUCAACCUUUUGUCAACCUGCAGUGUUCUUUACUUCUGCCCACAUCCUGUUUGAUGUUGAUGUGGCUGCUCCAGCUUGCUUUUGGUGUGUCUUACAUACCCCUUUCUAUGAGUAUCAAUUUUGUAUUUCAGUAUAGAAACAGUAUAAAUUGUUUGUAUGUUUUUGAAUAUAAUAUGACAGUCUUGGUCUUUUAACUACAGAUUGUAGUUAUUUUAUAUUGAUUGAUAUGCAGUAUUAAUAGCAGGAUGGCUUUUUACUGGUUUAUACUUUGUGUAUUAUCUUUCUCUCUUUUCAUGUUUCAGUUGAAACCUUCCCCCAUUCCAUUUGUUUCUCUACUUGAGUGGAAAUCUCCUAACAAUUGAGAAAUAUUAGCAUGUACAUUUAAGCUCAUCGUUUAUGAAGACAGUAUCUUUACCCUCCUCCCAACCCUAAGAAUGCUUUAAAUUUCUACCAUACCUUCUUGGCUUAGAACCUAUUGACAAGAUUACUCACCAAUUAGACAUUUUUACUUUGUGAAAUUUCAUCCACUUGCACAUAUACCAUCUGAGACAUAUUUCUAUGUAUGUGAUGCUUUUUAAAACUUUUACAAAGUUUACUUUUAAAAUCCUGCUGGGCUUUUGAUAGUCCUGGUCGUUCUGAUAGUCCCUUAUCCAUGUGCAGCUUUCUGGCUUCUCCCGCUAAACAAGCUGUUCAAACAGCCCUGGUCUGCCCUGUCCAGCUGCUGCCAGGAGAGUUGUUAUAGGGAUGAAGAUCAUGGCCUUGUAGGCCCUUGAGGCUGGGCGACACCCAGCAACAGAGGGCGCUGAUGGCCCCAAGUGGACACUCCAGUCUGGGCCCCCCUCAGACUGUGACACCUGUCUUCCUCUGUUCCCUUUACACCUGCCCACUGCCCUUCAAUUCCUGCCCCAAAUAACCAUCGCUCUCCAGGUGAGCUCCAUGGGCCUUUCCCAUUGCCCUCUGGAGCCCCUCCCCAGGAUCUUCAGGCCAGUCCAGAGAAAAGGGUCCAGACCAAGCCUACCUGCAGCCAGGCUCUGUUCUCUCCCAAAAGAGUCACUGACCCUCUUCAGCUUCCAGACACAUCAGCAGAGGCAGGAGGGACACUGGGCACCAGGAACAGUGGGGAGGCAACUUGGAGGGUGCAGUGAGGGUAGUGCCUCUGGGGGGUUCAGUGAGCCAAGCUGGGCAGAGAGCAGAGGAGUGGGCAGCCUUAAGACAGAGCAGGCCAUCGGAGGUGAGAGUGGGAGGAGUGUCCCAACCUGCAGAGGAAGGCUGUGUGGACAGGAAGGAGCCUGCCUGGCCCUCCCUGCCUUGGCCUGGCCCUAGGGCCCACCUGGAUGUGUGGUGCUUCUGCAAAGGGCCUGCUGGUGCAGGGGGGCCUGGCCCUGGGGCAAGAGCCAUGGGGAAGAAUGCUGGAACAAGUAAGGGGCUUUUGCACAGCAGGCCAGUCUGGAAAAUUCUUUUUGACUAAGAAUCCAAACAUUCAAAAAAAGUAAACACCUACCUACUAGAAUGGCUUAAGUCCAAAAUGCUGACACCAAAUCCAGAGAGGAUCUGGAGUGGCAGGAGCUCUCAUCCAUUGCUGGUGGAAAUCCAGACUAGUAGGAACAGCCACUUUGGAAGAGAGUUUGGUGUUUUUUUAAAUAAAAUUAACAUGCCCUCACAAUAAGAUCCAGCAACUGUGCUCCUUGGCACCGACCCUAAAAAGAUGAAAGCUUCUGCCCACACAAACACCUGCGCAUGGAUGUUAACAGCAGCUUUUUCAUAAUUGCCAAAGCUCAGACGCAACCAAGAUGCGCUUCCGAGUGGAUUAAUAAACUGGGGUCCAUGCAGACUGUUGAAUACUAUUCAGCUCUAAGAAGAAAUGAGCUGCCCAGACACAAAACGACAUGAAGGAAACUUAAAAUACACAUCACAAAGAGAAAGAAGCCAAUCUGAAAAGGCUCCGUACUGCAUGA